AUGAAACUACAUAUUUUCAGACAUGGAGGAUUAUCACCCUCCUCCAUUCAAAGAGUCCCCACUAUACACUCUCUAAAGUCAUUCCGAUAUAUCUCUACCACAAAUAUUCUAUCGAAUAAAACUAACGAAGAAAAUGUGUCAAAACCAAGUGAUUAUUUGACUGACACAACAAAUAACAUAUUUUCAUCAUAUGCGUCGAGAAACAAGCUAACUCAAAAUAAAAAUGCUAAUGUAGCAAAUAUAAUGUCACCAAGAGAUUUUAAUUCCAAAACAGGGACAAUCAAUACUAUAAAAUACGUCUUGAGUUGUCGAUUCACUAAAAACAAUACACAUAUUACAUAUUCUGCUGUUGUUGAAGAUACAGCAUUUCAGAAAAAGAACCCUAAUUUAUCAUACAAUGAAAUGGUAUUGUAUUAUAUGAAAUUACCUCAAAAGGUUAAAUUUGCCAUUUCGACUGGUUGUUUAGGCUUCAGAAAGGCUGCAAGAGGUGAAUACGAAGCUGGGUUCCAAACGGCAACGAAAGCGUUCCAAAUGAUUGAGGAGAAAGGGCUGACUGAUAAGAAGAUCGAAAUUGUUAUGAGGGAUUUUGGUAAAGGUAGAUCUGCUUUUGUAGCUGCUUUGAAUGGGAAAGAAGGUAAUAAUAUUAGGAAGUAUGUAGCAAGAAUAUCAGAUAAGACACCAUUGAAGUUUGGUGGGGUUAGAUCACCAAAGAUUAGAAGGUUGUGA
Naumovozyma dairenensis CBS 421 is the source of this 726-nucleotide messenger RNA. It is a transcript of the gene MRPS18, whose product is annotated as mitochondrial 37S ribosomal protein uS11m. Gene Ontology annotation, molecular function: mRNA 5'-UTR binding; structural constituent of ribosome; small ribosomal subunit rRNA binding. The transcript has a single exon. Gene Ontology annotation, cellular component: mitochondrial small ribosomal subunit; ribosome. Lineage: Eukaryota; Fungi; Ascomycota; Saccharomycetes; Saccharomycetales; Saccharomycetaceae. Bases 1 to 726 code for a protein of 241 amino acids. Gene Ontology annotation, biological process: ribosomal small subunit assembly; translation; maturation of SSU-rRNA from tricistronic rRNA transcript (SSU-rRNA, 5.8S rRNA, LSU-rRNA). The record is from RefSeq and is a predicted model, not a curated record.